Messenger RNA from Ostertagia ostertagi, 477 nucleotides. Lineage: Eukaryota; Metazoa; Nematoda; Chromadorea; Rhabditida; Trichostrongylidae. The record is from the annotation of a GenBank genome assembly.
AUGAAAUUCCUGGAGGACAAUACACUAACUUGCAGUUCCAGUGCAUUGGAGCCUAAACUAGCCAAUUCUUCAAAUUAUGCCAUCAAAUACAGAAAAACAUUGGAGAAUAUGGCCUUCUCACUCGGUCUUGGUAGUCAGUUCGACGAAGUAAAACAAAUGUAUCGUGAGGCUAACCUCGCUCUCGGUGACAUAAUUAAGGUAACUCCUUCAUCAAAAAUAGUCGGCGAUCUGGCGCAGUUCAUGGUCCAGAACAACCUCACACGCGAAACUUUGGUUGAUCGUGCCGACGAUUUGUCUUUCCCUAAAAGUGUUGUUGACUACAUGCAGGGUAACAUAGGCCAACCUCCAUACGGGUUCCCAGAACCUCUACGAACAAAGGUCUUUCGUGGUAAGCCCAAGGUGAAAGGAAGAGCUGGUGAAAGCUUGCCACCUAUGGAUUUCGAGAAAGUGAAGAAAGAGUUGGAAAAAAAAAGAAAA